AUGUCCGCCGAAAAACGUCCUGCCGAUGGAGAUCCCAGCUCUUCUCAGUCGCUCGUGAAGCGACAAAAUGUCAACUCUUCUACAGGCGCUCUUGCGCGUCUGAACGCGUCAAGCAAUGCGCUGGUGCAAUCUGCACCUAGAACAAGCGGGCUUCAAGCUCCUGUUAUGGAACUGUCAGGACACUCAGGCGAGAUUUUUGCAGCAAAGUUCGAUCCUACAGGCAACCUGAUUGCUUCUGGUGGAAUGGACAGAUCUCUAAUGCUUUGGAGAACCUAUGGCGAUUGCGAAAACUACGGAAUACUAAAUGGUCACCGCGGUGCGAUUCUCGACUUACAAUGGUCACGCGACUCGGAAAUUCUAUAUAGUGCAUCGGCUGACAUGCAUCUUGCGAGCUGGGAUUUGACGUCAGGCACACGAAUCCGCAGAUAUGUCGGGCACGAGGAGGUUAUCAACACGGUGGGCAUCAGCAGACGAGGAGAGGAGAUACUUGUCAGUGGUAGCGACGACUCGACAAUCGGAAUCUGGGACCCCCGAUCGAAGAACGCCGUCGACUAUAUCCAGACCGAGUUCCCCAUUACCGCCAUUGCUGUAUCCGAGGCCGGUAACGAGAUAUACGCAGGCGGCAUCGACAACGAUAUUCGAGUUUGGGACUUGCGAAAGAAGUCGGUGAUAUACUCAAUGCUCGGCCAUUCAGACACCAUCACCUCGUUGAGGGUGUCGCCGGAUUCUCAGUCACUUGUCUCAUACGCCAUGGACUCUACGGUUCGAACAUGGGAUAUCCGACCUUUUGCACCAACAGAACGACACAUCCGAACCUUUGACGGCGCGACGGUGGGCAUGGAGAAGAACCUUCUCGGAGCAAGCUGGGACUCAGAAGGCAAGAGAAUUGCAGCAGCAUCAGGAGAUGGAACAGUCAUGGUCUGGUCAAGCGAGACAGGCAAGCUCGCUUACAAGCUGCCCGGUCACAAGGGCACAGUCAACUGCGCAGAGUUCUCGCCAAACAAGGAGCCUAUUCUACUUUCUGCAUCGUCAGACCGCACAAUGCUUCUCGGCGAGUUGAAAUGA
Molecule: messenger RNA, 1065 nt
Organism: Fusarium tjaetaba
Lineage: Eukaryota; Fungi; Ascomycota; Sordariomycetes; Hypocreales; Nectriaceae
Product: U5 snRNP-specific protein
Exons: 4
Coding region: 1-1065 (354 amino acids)
Cellular component (GO): catalytic step 2 spliceosome
Molecular function (GO): RNA binding; protein binding
Source: RefSeq, a predicted model, not a curated record